AUGAGAGUUCAACCAUGCUCCAUGGUGAUAGCGAUGGCACAUCAGUCCACGACUGGGAUAACGAAGCCCAUAGAGGUGGGAAAGCAAAUGCCAGCAAACACAACUUCAAACGCACUCCUCGCAUGGCAUCCGCGUCACCGCGUAGAAACAGCAUCACCUCCGCUACCUAUAUCCCACGCGGUGCGCCGAAUGCCCAAAACAACACAAGUCCACCGCCACGCCGCCGCAGUCCACAGGUCACACGCCGCCUCUCGAUGCCACCAUCGAUCAAGUUCGUCGCACCAGAACCGUCAUCACGCCCGCUUCCUCUUCCACAGAAGGACGACUUCCCAUCUUCGACCGCCUAUCGCCCACAUCCUGCGUACCCGGUUGAGGAGUGGACUAUUCCAACGCCCCGUCCAGCAAGGUCUGCCCGGGAGGGUACGGCCACGCCGCCGCUGGAGGGGAAGAGGGGCUUGGGCAUUGCAGGGCCAGGACUACUGGGGGUGCUUGCUUCGACGUGGAAGAGGGGUUCUAGUGCUACACAGGCUGUGGAGAAGGGUGAGCUGCAGGGAGUGCGGAGUGUGUCGUACUGACGAACUGUAG
Molecule: messenger RNA, 585 nt
Organism: Ascochyta rabiei
Lineage: Eukaryota; Fungi; Ascomycota; Dothideomycetes; Pleosporales; Didymellaceae
Exons: 1
Coding region: 1-585 (194 amino acids)
Source: RefSeq, a predicted model, not a curated record